AGGGGUUUGUUUACCCAAUAAGACUCUUCCAAAAAAAACGGAAUAUACUUACAUACAGCUCAAAAAACAGUGUAUUUUUCCAUAAUUAAUCUAAAAUCAGAACAAUAAUAUUAACUAUGCCUGCCGUAGAAAAGACUCUUGAAGACGAUGAAAACUAUAUUAUAUCAAGAGCAAAAGAAGCUCAAAAACACAACAUUUAUUCGGCUAAAGCUUGGAUGUUAACAGCUAAAACAUUGUUUCCAACAAAUUUUAAGAUUCAAUUUGAAGCUUACUUAAUGGAAAAACAAUCCGGAAAUGUACAAGAAGCAGCCGAAUGUUUUAGUUCUUUAAUGAUGUCACCACAAAGAAUGCCAGAAUUAUUAACGGAAAUAUCUGCUAUUGCUAAUGCUCUUAAAACCAAUGAACCAUGUUUUUUGAGUCAAAUGUUUGACAACAUCUCUCCAGAUAUCCAGUUAAACAUAUUAAAAACAAGUGUUGAAAAUAGUGAUGACACUAUGGAGCAUUGUCGUUUACUAGUUCUAUUAUUAAAGAAAUUUCCACAACUAGGUGUAGAUAGCCUUGUUAAGACGCUCAUAAAUGCUGAAGAAUUUUUCUAUGACAAUCGAUACGCUCGUCUUCUAGUUGUAGAGACAUUGCCCUUACUCAACUCUUUGGAGUCACCUAGACUGUUACAACGCUUAGUGAUUAAAGCCAUUGACUUUUAUAAUUCUUAUAUUUAUGAUGAAACUGAGCAUGAUAUUACAGAUCCCUGGCAAAGACUUUAUGGCAUACUUGAAUUGUUGGGAAGACAGUUAGGAUGGGAUUCUUAUUUAGUUAAUUACAGUAAUAGUCUAAAUAAAGAAUCCUAUUUUCAAAAAUUAUUAGGUUUGCGAAAUUUUGAUGAUUGUAGGCAACUUUUAUAUUGUGGGGUGGUAUUCUUCUUAAGAUCACUUUAUGAGCACAAAUCUCUUAAAGGUAACCAUAUACUUGUUGAAGCUUUGUCUGACCCUGACCUCCCACCAUCAAAGAGAAGAAAAGGUGAUAUAGAAGUUACAGGAGUUUCAGCCAACCAGUUUCAAGCAGCUGCAAAUUGUUGGGAACUUUUACAUCGAAAUGAAGUUAUAACAAGAGAAUUUAUAAAACUAACUUCACAGCUGCAAGUUAAACCUUGGUUAGAAGGUUUUUCUGAAGAAUUAGCCUUGUUCAGAGGAAGAUAUGAUGAGGCUUGUCCGCCCCCAACAACUAAUAAUAUAACUGCUCUUGUAUCAAAAGUGUCUAUAAAUUUCUUUCAGCAAAACUACAGUGCUUGUAUUGAAAACAUAUUGGCCACACUUCCUGUAUUACCUACUGUUGAAGGAGUAUUGGAGCCUGAUCUAAUUAUUGGUGGAAAACAUCGUCAUCUACAUUUCCUACCUUUAACUAAAUUUGCUAUUAUGCAUUAUUUCUGUACUCUACUUAUAAGAAUUCUCAUAAAAACUGGAAAUAAUACUGAUUUAGCUUAUGGACAUGUAUUAGUAUUAAUGCAACUAGGGUGGCCACAAGAGGAAGCCAUUUUUAUACACAUUAUGGAAGCAAUUAGAAAGAAAGGUGUUUUUCAUUACCAUCUUUUUCCAACAUAUAUAAUUCAUAUUGACUUGUUAGAGGAGUUAAGUUUUAUUUGGAAUGAACAAGGCAAAAAUGUUGCUUUAGACAUUCUACCGAACUCACAGCAACAUCUUGGACAACGAAGAAUUGGUACGCGAGGUGCAGAUAAAGGUGUCAAAGAAGAUUUUAAACAAGCAAUGAAAGCACAAGUCGCAAGAAGCAAUGAAUCUAUACUAAAUCUAAUAAUUCAAUUUAUAAAUGCAGAAAGAUCAUAUUUUUUGCAGUCUUUGUAAACCAUUAUUGAGUGAAAUUAAAAAAUAUAAUGUAUUAUGAUAUUUAACUAUGUUUAUUUAAUAAAAGCAUUUUGUAAUAAAA
Messenger RNA from Melitaea cinxia (Glanville fritillary), 1938 nucleotides. RefSeq names its product integrator complex subunit 10 (gene IntS10). Bases 117 to 1856 code for a protein of 579 amino acids. Gene Ontology annotation, biological process: snRNA processing. Gene Ontology annotation, cellular component: integrator complex. The transcript has a single exon. The record is from RefSeq and is a predicted model, not a curated record. NCBI's taxonomy places the organism in Eukaryota, Metazoa, Arthropoda, Insecta, Lepidoptera, Nymphalidae.